AUGAUACUCAUCGAUCGAACGCUGCUUUGCGUUGCAGCCUUACUUCUUUAUGGUGUUGAGAAAACCAGCGCUGCACCACCCUGGGGUCGCUUCGAGCGGCGUCUGUUUAACGGUAAUCAGACGAUAUCCACUGCAGCAGCCUCAAGUGAUGCUUCAAGGGAUGCAACUCAACCAAGUUCAGUGCUUUUGUCGUCGUCGAUAUUGGCAUCUGAGACCAGCAGCUAUACUGCGAGCGACGCUUUGACGGCACAACUCUCAAUCGCAUCUUUCUUACCUGGGACUACUCCAACAUCGUCUUCCACUCAACAAUUGUACACACUUCAUGGCUUAGAAACCAUUACCACUGCAUCGAGGCCGAGUAGGCCUACCACAAUCACUCUGGGAUCCCUUACUACCACUACACCAACUCCUGUGCAAGCUAGUAGCGGACUUUCUAGCAUGGUUUCCGAGGAUAUUAGUAAUUCUGGUUCGGUAUCUUCAAGUUCAGAUUGGACCACCACACUUGCAGGAUCAUAUGCCAACACCACAAGCAACGCCGCACAAUCAAGCGUGUCUACAAGUAACAGCUCUGUCAGCGACUCUGGGUGGAAUUCAACCACCAUUACAAUUACGAAUCUUACAAUAAUCACAGGUGACGUACCGCCACCAACUAUUACCACGUAUGAUCCACAAACUCGCUCGGUAAUAGUUUCGGAUGAACCCACAACAGAUGCUUGCGAUGUGACAACUAACAGUAACACCGUCACCGUAUGGUCGACCAUCUACACAACAACUAUAACGUGGACACUACCGCCGGAGCAGUACACACCACCUUUUCCAACUACGACGAGUACGCCUGUGUUUUGUUCACAAACAUCUGCACGUCUAUCAGUCUCUGUAUGUGAUGGAUCAGACUGUACACAGUAUACAUAUCCUGGUGAUGCAACAACAACAAGUGAUGAUGGGCAUCGUCAUGUCAAUCCCACUGCCACUGCUGUCACCACUACUUUUUCCGGUGGCUCGGCUGAUAAGUUGCCUACAAUCACAUUUUGGACUACAGACAAGAAUCCAGCAGUCGUUUAUUCGACGGAGACACCUCCCGACUAUGGUGAUCCGGGCACAACGCCUAUUCAGGAUCAUCACACCCCUAACAGCGGCAACUAUCCUACGAGCAUCCCUCAAUAUGAGAAGCCUACACCGUCUUCGUCCGCUAAUUCAGGCGGUAGCAAUGGGGGAAGCAACAGUAGUGGUAAUAGUGGCAAUGGAGGCAGCGAAGGCAAUGGCAGCGGAAAUAACGCCGGAAGUGGUGGAAGUGGGGGAGGGAAUACCGCUGGGGGUAGUGGCAAUGGAGGAGGAGAUUCUGAUGGUUCUGGCAGUAACAAUGGAGGAGAAAAUACUGUUGGGGGUGGUGGCAAUGGGGGAGGAAAUACUGCCAAAGGAGAGGAUGGCGGCGGUAUCACUCAGCCAGUGUCAGAAGCAACAAGACAACUGCCCACGACGGCUACCGCUGUAACGGUAAUCAUUCAGACGGAAAAGGUCAUUAUCAAUGAUCGCACUUUUACCAACAACCCCAGGAGCGCAACUUCCACUGUCGUUGUUGGUACAGAUACUUUCGUUAUUAAUCCUAGCCAAGUAAUUGGCGCGGGCGCAACAGUGGUCAGACCUGUCAUCGGGGGCAUCUUCAUACCUACCAAAACGACGACAACAGUCGCAGGUAUAGAAGUUGUGUAUACUGCUAUUAUCAAUUCUGCAGUAUCUGUGCGGUCUAGGAUUGCUGUGGCAACAAUUGACGGAACAACCUUCACAAUCAAUACUACCCCAUCAACCGUUGUGGUUAAAGGUCAGACAAUCACGUUGGGCCCGAGUGGCAUCGUCUUUGCAACUCAGACUAUCCCGGUCGUGACAUCAGUUGGAGCAACUGAGUCGGCUGUAUUGGGUGGGGAGAUGAUUACAGCUAUUGGAAAUUCAAUUGUGGUGAUAGAGGGCACUACAUUCUCUUAUGGGCCAGGGAUGAGCCCUAUUACGGAAGUUAUUAACGGAGAUACAAUCCUGAUCGGCCCAUCCGGCAUCAGUGUGCACGGAAUCACUCUUGGGGGCAUCACAGCGGCAACUACAGCAACGACUUAUGAAAUUGUGGGCGGAGCUACCAUUACACAAAUCGGUGGCGGUGCUGUUGUCAUCGAUGGUACGACAUACUCCAUCGGUGCAUCUGCAACCAGCGCUAUCACGACUGUCAUCGAUGGUCAAACAUUAACGAUUGGCCCGAGUGGAGUGGCAGCGUCGUCAUACACAUUUGCACAACCAUAUGUCACGAGUACGGUGAUCGAGCCGGGAAGUACAGCUUCGGUGGCAGUAUCAACAAAAAUAGCAGACAGUUACGGCACGACUUUGCGGCCGGAAUGGGAUGUUAGGGUGGUGGGAAUAUGCAUAGCGAUCGGCGUUGGGUUCCUGGGAGGAUUGCUUUUGUAA
This is a messenger RNA of Truncatella angustata, 2448 nucleotides long. RefSeq lists its product as uncharacterized. The transcript has 2 exons. Lineage: Eukaryota; Fungi; Ascomycota; Sordariomycetes; Amphisphaeriales; Sporocadaceae. The coding region runs from base 1 to 2448 and encodes 815 amino acids. The record is from RefSeq and is a predicted model, not a curated record.